This is a messenger RNA of Solanum tuberosum (potato), 954 nucleotides long. RefSeq names its product transcription factor bHLH95-like. The record is from RefSeq and is a predicted model, not a curated record. The coding region runs from base 1 to 954 and encodes 317 amino acids. NCBI's taxonomy places the organism in Eukaryota, Viridiplantae, Streptophyta, Magnoliopsida, Solanales, Solanaceae. The transcript is spliced from 4 exons. Gene Ontology annotation, biological process: regulation of DNA-templated transcription; endosperm development. Gene Ontology annotation, molecular function: protein dimerization activity; DNA-binding transcription factor activity.
AUGAAUGGAGGCGGCGAGAAUAAUGAUGGUUUGCCAUGGGAAACUAAUGAUUUCUGGUCGUACCUGAACUUGAAUGACAUUCAAGUUGGGAGUGGAGAGACAUUUGAAGGAGACAAGUUGCCAGAUCUUACUAGGUCUGAUACUUGUCAGCCGCUGACAGUUGUUAAUGAGGUGGUUGAACCGACAAUUGAUGUUGGUAAGAAGAGAAUUCCACCAAACCGAAAAAGGAACGGUAAGGGAAUCGCUGAACCAAAUUUUGGUGCUGAUGAAGCCAAAGGUAAAAAAGAAUCAGAGCAUGAGAUACACAUAUGGACAGAGAGAGAAAGGAGAAAGAAGAUGCGAACCCUGCUCGAGACUCUUCAGGCGUUGGUUCCUAAUCUCCUUGCUAAGGCUGAUAAGUCUACAAUAGUUUAUGAAGCAGUGAACCACAUUCAAAAACUGCAGAAUACUUUCAAAAAACUUGAAAGUCAAAAGCUAGAAAGGCUAGAAGAAUAUAGCAUAAGGUUGAUGAGUUCACAGAAAGUUGGUAAUAGUUGGGAGAAAUAUGUGGGUGAUCAAGGAUCAACCAACAAUUCAACAGCCAUUACACCAACAACUCAUGGUGCUAGUCCCCUUAUUCCAACAAGUUUCAUGACAUGGAGUUCACCAAAUGUGAUACUAAAUAUUUGUGGUGAGGAUGCACAUAUUAGUGUGUGUUGUCCUAAGAAGCCAGGGUUAUUUACCAUCAUUUGUUAUGUUUUGGAGAAACAUAAGAUUGACAUUGUGUCUGCUCAAAUUUCAUCUGAUCAAUUCAGAAGCAUGUUCAUGAUCCAAGCUCAUGCUAAAGGUGGAAGAGAGUUAGCUCAAUUCUCCGGAGCAUUCACUGUGGAAGACAUGUACAAGGGAGCUACAAAUGAGAUAAAGUUAUUGAUAACCCCCAGUUCAUUCGAUAAGGAUGAACGGUUAUGGCCGUAA